This is a messenger RNA of Brassica oleracea var. oleracea, 2064 nucleotides long. RefSeq names its product bromodomain testis-specific protein. The record is from RefSeq and is a predicted model, not a curated record. Gene Ontology annotation, molecular function: protein binding. Lineage: Eukaryota; Viridiplantae; Streptophyta; Magnoliopsida; Brassicales; Brassicaceae. The transcript has 8 exons. Bases 236 to 1921 code for a protein of 561 amino acids.
ACGAGUCGAAAGUCGAAAGUCGAAAGUCGAAAGUCGAAAGUCGAAAGCUCGGUCUCGUCGAGUCUAUUAAGUUUGUUUGGUAAAAAUCUCUGUUUCCCUCCAACUUUUUGAAUCUCCCUCUUCCUCUUCUUCUUCCCCCGCAAGAUUCUCCUCUCUGCUGGUUUGCCCUAGAUCUAGUGUUUUCUUCGGCAGAUUCGCCCUCCCUUGGAGUCUCUCGUAGCUGUGUUGUUAGACGAUGAAGCGUAAGGGAGGACAUAAGAAAGGGAACAAGUCUAAAAAGUCCACUGAAGCAGAGACUUUGAAUGAGUCAGUUGAAAACAGUGACUCUGAGCAAAGUUCGGCUGAGUGUGAGAAGAGUAAAAGGGAGGUUGAUGCACCUGACAAUUCACCUAGUGUAGAUCCGGUUAAGUCUGUGGGGCGUGUUAAGGUUAAACUGAAGACCUCGAAAGCACCUGAACCUGAUGUUCCCUUGACUAGUCCUCAAGCUGAGUCUGAGAAACCUGUUGAGAAAAAAGAGGAUCCUGUUCCUCCUCGUUUGCCUGAGCGAAAACCAGUUCUCAACGUUUAUAGGAAGAUGAAAGGUAUUAAGAUCAAGUCCUGGAAGGCGGUUGAUGGAUCUAGCUCUGUUUCUGAGAAGACUGCUGUUGAUACUGCCGUGAAGCCCCAAGAGGCAGUUGUACUUGAUAAGGAGACGAAGACGCCUGAUGAGACUUCUCAAGUCAAGAAGCUUGAACCAGAAAGUGCACCCGUUUCUUCUCAGAAGAAAACUGAUCAAAUUUCGCCAUACAAUAAGCAAGAACUGGAAGAUUCUCUUACGGUGGUCAAGAAGAUUAUGAAGAUGGAAGCUGCUGAUCCCUUUAAUGUUCCUGUGGACCCAGAAGCUCUUGGCAUUCCUGACUAUUUCGAUAUUAUCAAGACACCUAUGGAUUUUGGAACAGUAUGCAGUAAUCUUGAAAAAGGCAACAUAUACAUGAAUUCUGAGGAUGUUUACAAGGAUGUCCAGUACAUCUGGAAUAACUGUUCCAAGUACAAUAAGAAAGGCGAUUAUAUCGUGGACCUGAUGAAGCGAGUGAAGAAAAAUUUCAUGAAGUACUGGGCUGCCGCGGGAUUGUACACUGAGCAAUCUGCAGAGAAUGCUCAAGUAGAGGAUGGUGGAAAUGCAUCCUCCAAAGGUAGUCAAUCCAAGCAGAAGAGCCAGAAGCGCCAUGGAAGGCAUCACAAGAGUGAUUGCAUGUGUGCGGUAUGUAUUUUGAAGAGACGUAAAAGAGAACGUCAUAGUUCUCAAGGAAAUUCUGGAGCAGUAGAGGAAUCUUCACCUGUGAGAAGUCUGUCUGUGGAUAAUUCAUCUAUUAAUAUGCGUGAGGAGCAGGACAUGGAUGUUGAUGUUGACAACAAAACUGGACAAGGAAAAGCAGAAAUCGUGGAACUAGAUAGUCCGGUGGCAAAAAGACAAAGAGUUGGUGAAUAUAAAAAACAAAAUGUGGAGGAAGAGGAGACCCUUGAGGUGGAAACUGAAACUAAAACUAAACCGACUGUUGAGGAUAAGACUCAAUCGAUUGAUAGAUCGACAGAAGAGACUGGUGACGAUCCCGUGACUAGUGCUGCCGAGAAAUUGGCUGUUUUAGCUUCUGUUGAAGGUCCAAAAUCAACUCAGAAUGAAGAGGAAGACAAGGCAAAACGACUCCGGGAGCAGAAGGAGCUGCAGGAGUUAGAGCGUAAACAAUGGAGAGCUAAGAUGCAUGAGAAGUUCCAACUCAGAAACCCUCAGCUGCUAAAUCUUUGCGAGACUAUCUUUCCUAAAAGCAACAAUCAAAGUUCUGUCUGGAACGGACCUCACUCACUGUUUAAACGUCCAGAAGGCUCAAAUCGUACUAGUUCCUUACACAAAGCAGUGGACGCCUUGAUGAGAAGUAGUAGUUAAGGAUUCACAAUGUAACAUAAGUAUUUAGCUAUCGUUCUUCGCUUUGCCUGUUUAGAUACGUUUGAUUGAUACAUCAAAUGUCAAACACCAUAAGAUUAUUUUCACUGAAAACAGAAACAUCAAUUUGUUCAUGAAUUUUUAGA